This is a messenger RNA of Lolium perenne, 3195 nucleotides long. Its product is annotated as lipoxygenase 2.3, chloroplastic. NCBI's taxonomy places the organism in Eukaryota, Viridiplantae, Streptophyta, Magnoliopsida, Poales, Poaceae. Gene Ontology annotation, molecular function: metal ion binding; oxidoreductase activity, acting on single donors with incorporation of molecular oxygen, incorporation of two atoms of oxygen; protein binding. The record is from RefSeq and is a predicted model, not a curated record. Gene Ontology annotation, biological process: lipid oxidation.
UCACCAUGUCGCAAACUUCGUACCCACAGACCCCAUGACGGUGUACUACAUUCGCACGUGAAACACGACGCCCUGAAGCAUCCACAGAUUGGUUUUAUAACUAGCACUAUAUACUCAACGAAAUACGCAACCCGGACGCAGAGCACCUAGGAGUGCCGAGAGUGAGAGAGAAAGAGACCAGCACCGGCCUCUCAAUUUUCAUCAUUAAGUUUCUGUUGUGCUGGUAUAGUUGUAUGCUCUUCUGCUGAUAAAUCACCAAAGCAGGGAAGUACGUAGUGGUCGAAGCUCAAUCUAGCUAUAGCAUCCCGGCCGGCCCAGCCAUGAUCCGUCUGAAGCAGCCUCUGCUGCUCUCGGCGCAGAGCGGCAAUGUUGCCUCGCCUCUUUUCGCCGCUGCGGCGGCAGCUAGCAGCCAGCAGAUCAGGCGAGCCUCCAGCAAAGCCGGCGGCCGGGUCAGGACACGCAGGAUUAGCUGCGCGUCAACCGAUGAGGCCAUGGGCGUCUCGACGUCCGUGACAACCAAGGAGAGGAACCUUACAGUGACGGCCAUUGUGACCGCCCAGAAGCCAACCUCCAUGUAUGUCUCCCGCGGCCUCGACGACCUCCAGGACCUCUUCGGCAAGACGCUGCUCCUGGAGCUCGUCAGCUGCGAGCUCGACCCCAGCACGGGAAGGGAGAGGGAGAAAGUGAAGGGGUUCGCUCACAUGACACUCAAGGAAGGGACGUACGAGGCCAAGAUGUCGGUGCCGGAGUCAUUCGGGCCAGUGGGCGCGGUGAUGGUGGAGAACGAGCACCACAGGGAGAUGUUCAUCAAGAACAUCAAGCUCAUCACCGGCGGCGACGAGAGCACCGCCAUCACCUUCGACGUCGCCUCCUGGGUGCACUCCAAGUUCGACAACCCCGAACCACGGGUGUUCUUCACCAUCAAGUCAUACCUGCCAUCACAGACGCCGCCAGGGAUCGAAGCGCUCAGGAAGAAGGAGCUAGAGACGUUGCGAGGCGACGGGCAAGGCGAGCGAAAGUUUCACGAGCGCAUCUACGACUACGACACCUACAACGACCUUGGCGACCCUGACAAGAACAUCGACCAUAGACGCCCCGUGAUUGGUGGCAAGGAGCACCCCUACCCUCGCCGAUGCCGCACCGGUCGCCCCAAGAGCAUCAUCGACUCGGAGACGGAGACGAGAAGCUCACCGGUGUAUGUGCCACGUGACGAGCAGUUCUCAGACAUUAAAGGGCAGACAUUCAGCGCGACGACACUACGGUCGGGGUUGCAUGCCAUCCUGCCGGCACUGUCGCCACUGCUCAACAACUCACGUUGCUUCCCGCACUUCCCAGCCAUCGACGCCCUGUACAGCGAUGGCAUCCCACUCCCCGUCGAUGCCAGCACCUCCUUCAACAUCAUCAACGAUGUCAUUCCCCGAGUCGUCCAGAUGAUCGAAGACACCACCGACCACGUCCUCCGCUUCGAGGUUCCCCACAUGGUCGAGAGGGACAGGUUCUCAUGGUUCAGAGACGAGGAAUUCGCGAGGCAGACGCUCGCAGGGCUCAACCCUAUCUGCAUCCGCCUCCUCACGGAAUUCCCCAUAGUGAGCAAGCUCGACCCUGAGGUGUAUGGCCCUCCGGAGUCGGCGCUAACCAAGGAGCUCCUAGAGAUGAUGAUGAACGGUCUCAUGACAGUGGAGGAGGCGCUGGAGAAGAAGCGGUUGUUCAUGCUGGACUACCACGACGUGUUCCUGCCGUACGUGCACAAGGUGCGCGAGCUGCCGGACAGGACGCUGUACGGGUCCCGCACCAUCUUCUUCCUCGGCAAAGAGGGGACGCUGAUGCCACUAGCCAUCGAGUUGACGCGGCCGCAGUCGCCGACCAAACCGCAGUGGAAGCGCGCCUUUACGCACGGGCCUGACGCCACUGAGUCGUGGCUGUGGAAGCUGGCCAAGGCGCACGUGCUCACCCACGACACUGGCUAUCACCAGCUCGUCAGCCACUGGCUGCGCACGCACGCCAGCGUCGAGCCAUACAUCAUCGCCACCAACCGGCAGCUCAGCCGGAUGCACCCGGUGCACCGUCUCUUGCACCCGCACUUCCGCUACACCAUGGAGAUCAACGCGCUGGCCAGGGAGGCUCUAAUCAACGCCGACGGCAUCAUAGAGGAGGCCUUCUGGCCAGGUAGGUACUCCAUCGAGCUCUGCUCUGUCGCCUAUGACGCAACCUGGCAGUUCAACACGGAGGCUCUGCCGGAGGACCUCAUCAGCCGGGGACUUGCCGUACGCCACGAGGAUGGUGAGCUUGAACUCACCAUCAAGGACUACCCAUACGGCAACGACGGGCUCCUGAUCUGGAACUGUAUCAAGCAGUGGGCAUCCGACUACAUAACUUUCUACUACAAGUCUGAUGAGGAUGUCACCGGCGACCAGGAGCUUCAGGCUUGGUGGGAGGAGGUGCGCACCAAGGGGCACGCGGACAAGAAGGAUGAGCCGUGGUGGCCGGUGUGCGACUCAAAGGACAACCUCACCCAGAUUCUGAGCAUCAUCAUGUGGGUCACGUCUGGCCACCAUGCCGCCGUCAACUUUGGGCAGUACCAUUUCGGCGGGUACUUCCCCAACCGCCCUACUGUGGUGCGGAAGAACAUCCCGGUGGAGGAGAACCGGGACGACGAGAUGAAGAAAUUCAUGGCCAGGCCGGAAGAGGUUCUGCUGCAAAGCCUCCCCUCACAAAUGCAGGCCAUCAAGGUGAUGGCAACUCUGGACAUUCUCUCCUCACACUCGCCUGAUGAGGAGUACAUGGGAGAGUACGCCGAGCCAGCGUGGUUGGCCGAGCCCAGUGUGAAGGCGGCAUUCGAGAAGUUCAGCGGCAGGCUCAAAGAGGUGGAGGGUGCCAUCGACGAGCGCAACAACAACCCAGAGAACAAGAACAGGUGCGGCGCUGGCAUCGUGCCAUACGAGCUGCUCAAACCAUUCUCAGAGCCAGGGGUCACUGGGAGGGGCAUACCUAACAGCAUCUCCAUCUGAUCUCGGCUCCAGGAUUAAGGGAUAGGAUUGUAUUUCUGUGUGUAGGAUUGGGAAUAAGAUGUACACAAUGUACGCACCCAUAUUGCUCCCGACGUGACACGGGCCGGGUGAGGGUAUCUACUACUAGUGUGUUUCCGCUACUAGAAUGCCAUGAAUUAAUACGUAAUUAAGGUUAUUUGAACUGUCA